UGUAAUAAUCUGUGCCUUAUCGGACUGAAAGAUGUGAACCGACCUUAAAGUGUUUACGAAUCGUGGAAACAUGGAACAUUCGUAACGCUUAUCUCAGUGAAAAUUGCAGCAGCAGUCUUUCGUUUUUAGUAAAAUAAAUAACUUCGCGUAUCGUGUGGUUUUAUUAAAACUAGCUUUUUUAUAUCAUUACUAUAAAAUGCAGUCCGAAAAUAAAUUUAAAUCCAAAAUUGUCGUUGUUGGUUCUUGCAGUAUAGACUUUACAACAUAUUCAGCUAGACUUCCUACACCUGGCGAGACGCUUAUUGGCAAGAAGUUCACAACAAGUUUCGGAGGAAAGGGUGCUAAUCAAAGUGUUGCUGCAGCCAAAACGGGUGGCAAUGUUUAUAUAAUUUGUAGAGUGGGUGAUGACCAAUGGGCUGAGAAAUAUAAAGAACACUUAAAACAUGUGGGAGUAGAUGUAACUAAUGCUUAUGUGACGAAAAAUACUACUACUGGAAUUGCUCAAAUAACAGUAGCUGAUAAUGGAGAGAACCAAAUUGUUAUAGUUCCUGGUGCUAAUGAGCAUCUUAGCAAAUCUGAUGUAGAUUAUGCUAAAGAAUUGAUAAAGAAGGCUGAUGUUCUUAUCGGACAAUUAGAGACUCCAUAUGAAACUACUUUAGAAGCAUUUAAAUUAAAUGACGGAAUUAAAUUACUGAAUGCUGCUCCUGCUAGGGCACACAUUGAAACAAUUCUGCCUUAUUGUACAAUUUUGUGCGUAAAUGAACCUGAAGCUUCACAAAUUGUUAAUUUUGAUGUCAAUGUUUCCAAUAUUAAAAGUGCACUUGAAAUAUUAUUACAAAGUGGGUGUAAAAUGGCAAUAAUAACAUUAGGAGCGAAAGGUGCAGCCUACUCCUCGAAAAAUACAGGGGAAUGUAUUCAUGUUUCAAGUAAUAAAGUGGCAGCAGUGGACACCACAGGCGCCGGGGAUGCUUUUGUUGGUGCGUUGGCUAGUCUCCUUGUUAAUUUCAAAAACCAACCAUUUCAUCAACUAAUUGGUGCUGCUUGUGAAUAUGCUACUUUGACCGUAACACUAGAAGGAACACAAACAAGUUAUCCUGAAAAAUAUAUUCCAUUUACUAAGCAAUACGAUUAUGUAACUCUGUGAAAAAAUCUAUUUACGAUGAACUGAAGUUAGUGGGAGUUGAAAUAAAACAUUUAUAUAUAUCUAAA
Pararge aegeria (speckled wood butterfly) is the source of this 1209-nucleotide messenger RNA. Its product is annotated as ribokinase-like. The record is from RefSeq and is a predicted model, not a curated record. The transcript is spliced from 6 exons. Gene Ontology annotation, molecular function: ribokinase activity. Lineage: Eukaryota; Metazoa; Arthropoda; Insecta; Lepidoptera; Nymphalidae. Gene Ontology annotation, biological process: D-ribose metabolic process. The coding region runs from base 197 to 1144 and encodes 315 amino acids.